This is a messenger RNA of Geodia barretti, 963 nucleotides long. NCBI's taxonomy places the organism in Eukaryota, Metazoa, Porifera, Demospongiae, Tetractinellida, Geodiidae. The record is from the annotation of a GenBank genome assembly.
AUGCAAGGUGCUGCCAUGUCAACGAUCGAAGAACUCAAGGUAUUCACCGGCAACGCGCAUCCCCAACUGGCGAGGGAUGUGUGCGAUUACCUGGGAAUUCCCCUGGGAGAGAGCGAGACGUUCAAGUUCGCCAACGACAACACCUUCGUUCGCAUCGGCGAGAACAUCCGCGAACGGGACGUGUUCAUCGUCCAGCCCACCGUCGCGCCCACCAACGACAACCUGAUGGAACUCCUGAUCAUGAUCGACGCCUGCAAGCGGGCGUCGGCCGGGCGGAUCACCGCGGUGGUCUCCUACUACGGUUACGGGCGCACCGACAAGAAGGACCAGCCUCGGGUGCCGAUUACCGCCCGCUUGGUGGCCGACCUGAUCACCACCGCCGGCGCCGACCGGAUGCUCACCCUUGACCUGCACGCCGGCCAGAUCCAGGGCUUCUUCAACAUCCCGGUGGACGAGCUGACCGCCGAGCCGCUCCUGUCCAACUACUUCGCGGAGAAGGGGCUGGAGGACCUGGUGCUGGUGGCCGUCGACUUCGGCAUCAGCAAGCGGGCGCGGGACAUGGCGGGGCGACUGGGCGUGCCGGUGGCCGUCAUCGAGAAGCGCCGCACCGCCAACGACGACCGCUCCGAGACCCUCAACGUCAUCGGCGACGUGCGCGGCAAACGCGCCCUCACUUUUGACGACGAGAUCCUCACCGGCGGCACCAUCGUCAACGCGGCCAACGCCCUGCUGGAAGCCGGCGUAACCGAGGUGUUCUGCUGCGCCACCCAUCCGGUAUUCGCGCCGGCCGCCCCCAGGCUCCUCAAGGAAAGCGCCUUCAAGGAAGUGGUGGUGACCGACUCCGUGCCGCUGUCCCCGGACCAGAAGGUCAAUAACCUGACCGUGCUGUCGAUUGCCCCGCUGAUCGGCGAGGCGAUGAAGCGCAUCCACGAGGGCCGGUCGGUGGGAGAACUGUUCCAGUAA